AUGAAGGAGCAGAGAGCAACACAGUUGCAACAAGGACAGAGCAAUAAGAUUAUGGCUAAGUCUGUAACAAUAAGGGGGCUGCCCCAGGUGCUUGUGAUAUGGGCAGCCGCCGCUGAAGGGAGCGCUCCACUAGGCCGCUUCACUAAGGAAAAGCAACCCAACCCAACCUACCCAGGAAAAGCCUGUUCGCUCCUCCAGCAAGACCUGCGACCUCUACACCCUACAAUCUUGGCUGUCCCUCUCAAAAGCAGCAUUAUCUUCAAAGACAAUAAAAACCAACAGCUAACAUUGGUGCGGACACCAGCAACCAAUGUGAGACAGGAUCCCAGCAUCCGUACCUAUAGACUCCAAUAAUCCAUCUCACUGAACACCAGGCUACAGGACUGCUAUGUGAGGUCCACCAACAUCUGUGCAGCCAGAAUAGGUGCAAAGCAGAUUAGCAUCCAGCACCAGGUACCAGCUCAACACUGGGAAGUAGUAAAGAGCCAGUUAAUUGCCAAUUCAUUCUCUCUGGCCAAGGUCGUGCUUAGAGAACUUGGCAACCAGAAGCCUGACCUGAUGAGUCCAGUUCUGUCACUUUAUGGUGGUCAUCAGAACUCAGAAAAGUUCAAAGGAGAAAAAGUAACAGUCAGCCAAGAUCUUAAGGACAGAUAUGCCAAGCAUGCAGCUACUACCCAAGUGUUGUCCAGGGAGAGUGGGACGACAGCCUGGAAGGGCCGGACACUGCUUCCUGAAACCCAAGAGGAACAGCAGUUGGAGGUCAUGCCAACCAUCCAUGGCAUUCUCACUGAGGGUUACCAGGCUCUGUACCACACUGUGGUAGAGUCCAUGCUGUGAGAUCCUUCUGGAAGCCCCAAGAGGUACAGCUUAGAGCUAGGCAACGCCAUUAAACAAAAGCUCUGCGGAGCUUUGCAGUCAGCUGUCACAAGGAGUGCAUGGAGGGGCCUGAAGCUGGGAUGGAAUAUGGCUGCUGCCACCAAGAAAUGGCCCAAGCUAGGAUAA
Messenger RNA from Grammomys surdaster, 1002 nucleotides. RefSeq names its product chromosome unknown C22orf31 homolog (gene CUNH22orf31). The record is from RefSeq and is a predicted model, not a curated record. NCBI's taxonomy places the organism in Eukaryota, Metazoa, Chordata, Mammalia, Rodentia, Muridae.